This is a messenger RNA of Didymella exigua CBS 183.55, 500 nucleotides long. RefSeq names its product HET-domain-containing protein. The annotation marks the transcript as partial. The record is from RefSeq and is a predicted model, not a curated record. Lineage: Eukaryota; Fungi; Ascomycota; Dothideomycetes; Pleosporales; Didymellaceae. The transcript is spliced from 2 exons.
UCCAUACCUUGGGACCACUUGUCCCUCACAUUUCAACACGCUAUUGAGAUUUCGCACCGCCUUGGAGUAGACUAUAUCUGGAUUGACAGUCUUUGUAUCAUUCAGGACGAUAUCAGUGAUUGGGCUCGCGGAGCGGCAACCAUGUGUGACGUAUAUACAAAUUCCUAUCUCACUAUAGCAGCCACGAACUCGGACAGUGGGGAGGGUGGCUGUUAUUCUGUCACGGGUACCCGCUCCGGUCACGACCACUCAUUUUCGACCACACCAGAUCGUCUGUACACCGUGCAUGCCCGCAAGCCAUUGCCUCACUUCAAUGAUUUCCACAAGCUCGAAGAUGAGACGGCAUGAUUGCCACUAUUGGCCCGCGCCUGGAUUUUCCAAGAAAGAAGUUUGUCAGUUCGUUUCGUGCAUUUUGGUCCAAAGGGCUAUUGUGGGAGUGCGUGACGACUAGAACAUGCGAGUGCACGGCAUGGUCCGAGUACACCGAUGGCGUGGAAAAA